Dentiscutata heterogama is the source of this 651-nucleotide messenger RNA. NCBI's taxonomy places the organism in Eukaryota, Fungi, Glomeromycota, Glomeromycetes, Diversisporales, Gigasporaceae. The record is from the annotation of a GenBank genome assembly.
AUGGCUUCAUUAAAUAACGAAAUUAAAAUAGUUUAUGAGAAUCCUUCGUCAUCCAUAAACUCUCUUCAGAUGGAACAUGAUGAUUUAAUGGCCAUAGUAUAUGAAUUAUUAAAUGAACUCCCACCUGAACAUAAACCUACGUUAUCAAUUGAAGAAAUUCUUGCUCCACGUGAGCAAGAGAAUAACACACAAAAACAACCUCGGUAUCAAAAUAAAUUCAUUUUAUACCUAAAGGAAUGCAUUGCAUACGAGAAAACGCAGGAUCCCCUUCGAACAAAUCCAAUUAGUUUGCAAAAAAAAGCUGGUGAAAACUGGGAAAGACUACCAUCUCAAAUUAAACAAUUGUUUACCAUUUUAGCGGAAAUCGCCGCUAAGAGACAUAAAUUGAAGUAUCCAGAUUAUGUUUAUAAACCUCAAAAAAAGGAAGGUAAACAAGCGUCUUCUGAAGAACAUGGACAAAUGUCUUUUGAGGAACAAACGUUUUCUGAAGAACGAACUUCUCCUGAAGAACAAAUGGUUUUUGAUGAACAACCUACUUCUGAAGAACAAAUGGCUUUUGAUGAGCAAACGUCUUUUGAGGAAACUUUCUCUUCCAAUCACGUUAACGAAGAAGAAUUUGGAGAUAUUAUUGAUUACACCUUAUGCAUUUAA